This is a messenger RNA of Galendromus occidentalis (western predatory mite), 1311 nucleotides long. It is a transcript of the gene Vps26, whose product is annotated as vacuolar protein sorting 26. The record is from RefSeq and is a predicted model, not a curated record. Gene Ontology annotation, biological process: intracellular protein transport. Lineage: Eukaryota; Metazoa; Arthropoda; Arachnida; Mesostigmata; Phytoseiidae. The transcript is spliced from 7 exons. The coding region runs from base 75 to 1175 and encodes 366 amino acids.
GUCUGCUAGCCUUCGAGGGCGAUCGGAAAAUCCCUCUGUUUGGCCAGCAUUCUCAUAGAAGUUCUCCCCGAGAAAUGGCUCUCUUCGGGUUCGGCCAGAGCGCCGACAUUGACAUCGUUCUCGAUGGCACUCAGACUCGACCACUCGCAGAAAUUAAAACCGAAGAGGGCAAGAAGGAGAAGCAUUAUCUGUAUUACGACGGCGAGUCAGUCUCCGGCAAAGUGAAUAUUUCGUUGCGCAAGGCGGGCUCACGCUUGGAGCACCAAGGCAUCAAAAUAGAAUUCAUCGGCCUCAUCGAGUUGUACUACGACAGAGGCAACCAUCACGAGUUCACAUCCAUCUCAAAGGAGCUUGCGAGACCCGGGGACCUCAUCCAAAACACCAGCUUUCCUUUCGAGUUCCAUAACGUAGAGAAGCCCUACGAAAGUUACACCGGAGCGAAUGUUCGACUCAGAUAUUUUCUUCGAGUGACAAUUGUUCGACGACUCACAGACACUGUAAAAGAAAUGGAAAUCGUUGUCCAUACGCUAUCUUCGUAUCCCGAUAUGAACUCAAGCAUCAAAAUGGAGGUCGGAAUCGAGGAUUGCCUCCACAUCGAAUUCGAAUACAACAAGAGCAAAUAUCACCUGAAGGAUGUCAUUGUAGGGAAGAUCUACUUUUUGUUGGUGCGCAUUAAAAUCAAGCACAUGGAAAUAGCGAUCAUCAAACGUGAAACGACCGGCGCCGGGCCGAAUACGUUUACGGAAAACGAAACGAUCGCGAAAUACGAGAUUAUGGAUGGAGCCCCUGUUAGAGGCGAGAGUAUACCGAUCAGAUUGUUCCUCGCGGGCUACGAAUUGACUCCGACGAUGAAGGAUAUCAACAAGAAGUUCUCAGUGAGGUACUAUCUGAACCUUGUACUGGUAGACGAGGAGGAGCGAAGAUACUUCAAACAACAGGAGAUCAUCCUCUGGCGUAAAGGAGAGAAGGUUCGGAAGCCCGUGCAGAUGAUUCAGUCGCCUCCUGUCGAGCGUCCUGUUACCCUGUCGACACCUUCAUCACCACAAUCACUUCCCGAACAAGAUGGCGAGAAGAACUUCACCCGCGAAGAUCAGGAUCAGGUCAACCCUCUUCCACUGCCAUUCCCCGUUAACAAAGAGAACGUCGCCGUAUGCAAUAGUGACGGGGAACAGUGAGUUUUGGGCUGCGUUCUGUCCGCGGGUGUCGUCCUCUGUAAAUUAUUCUAUUGAAUUUUACCUAUUAUUCAUUGCCGUCUCGAUUAUGGAUGAUGAGAGAAAUAAUAAAAACUGCAACAACGACAGCGAACUUUUA